Messenger RNA from Octopus sinensis (East Asian common octopus), 2637 nucleotides. RefSeq names its product very long-chain specific acyl-CoA dehydrogenase, mitochondrial. NCBI's taxonomy places the organism in Eukaryota, Metazoa, Mollusca, Cephalopoda, Octopoda, Octopodidae. The coding region runs from base 127 to 2028 and encodes 633 amino acids. The record is from RefSeq and is a predicted model, not a curated record. The transcript is spliced from 20 exons. Gene Ontology annotation, molecular function: fatty-acyl-CoA binding; flavin adenine dinucleotide binding; very-long-chain fatty acyl-CoA dehydrogenase activity.
UUUCAACAGCCUCUCCACCCUUCUUUGAUAAAAGCAGAACCUGACCUGCGAAAGCGAACGAGGGUUAUCUCCUCCUCUCUUAUUCCAGUCUUUCUAGGUUCGUGCAAGAAGUUAACAGUUGGAACGAUGUUACUCUCCGGACAUUUCGCUCGCCAAGCCUUGAGGCGUCAACUUUAUUUCAAAACACAGACAGUAUGCCUUGUUCCAGUCACCUCAGUCAACAACAACACAUCGAAAUGUCGAGCUCAGUCGACUCAAGCAGCAAAGGAGUCUCGUUCAUUUGCUAUGAAUCUAUUUCGAGGAAAUGUCAUCUCUGAUCAAGUCUUUCCGUUUCCAGAAGUUCUAAACGAAGACCAGAAGCAGACUUUGUCUGAGUUAGUGGAUCCUUGUGCUAAAUUCUUUGAGGAAGUAAAUGAUGCCACCAAGAAUGACCAACUUGAGAAAGUGGAUAAUGCUUCCAUGGACGGUCUCAAAGAAAUGGGAGCUUUUGGCUUGCAGGUUCCAUUUGAUUAUGGGGGUUUGGGCCUCACUAAUACAAUGUAUGCUCGUCUCGUUGAAAUUGUUGGUGCUCAUGACCUUGGCGUUGCUAUCACUCUUGGAGCACAUCAGUCGAUUGGUUUCAAAGGCAUCUUAUUAUUUGGGAAUCACGAACAAAAAACCAAAUACCUGCCGACGUUAGCCACUGGAGAGAAAAUUGCUGCCUUUUGUUUAACUGAAUCUUCGAGUGGAUCCGAUGCCAGUUCCAUUCGAACAACUGCCACUCUCUCUGCAGAUGGUUCCCAUUAUAUAUUAAAUGGAAGUAAAUUAUGGAUCAGUAAUGGUGGCUUGGCUGAAAUCUUUACUGUCUUUGCACAGACUCGAGUUCAAGAUAAGAAGAGUGGCACAGAAAAGGACAAAGUUUCGGCAUUCAUUGUUGAACGAAGUUUUGGUGGAGUGACAUCUGGUUCACCUGAAAAGAAAAUGGGGAUCAAAGCUUCCAAUACAGCUGAAGUCUAUUUUGACAAUGUGAAGGUUCCUAAAGAGAAUCUUUUAGGAGAAGCUGGUGAAGGUUUUAAAGUAGCCAUGAAUAUAUUAAACAAUGGUCGUUUUGGAAUGGCAGCCUGCCUCUCUGGCACAAUGAAAACAUGUAUACAAGCAGCUGCUGCACAUGCAAGUCAAAGAACACAAUUUGGUCGUCGUAUUGACAGUUUUGGAACCAUUCAGGAGAAGCUAGCUCGAAUGAGUAUGUAUCAGUAUGUUACAGAGUCAAUGGCUUAUAUGGUGUCUGCUAACAUGGACCAGGGUUCUACAGAGUUCCAGAUUGAAGCUGCUAUCAGUAAGAUUUAUGCUUCGGAAUCUGCCUGGUAUUGUGCUGAUGAGGCUGUACAGAUCCUUGGUGGGAUGGGUUACAUGAAGGAUGCUGAGCUGGAGAGGGUCGUCAGAGACUUACGAAUAUUUAGAAUAUUUGAAGGAACCAAUGAUAUUCUGCGAUUAUUUGUUGCCUUGACUGGAAUUCAGUAUGCUGGUUCACAUCUGAAGGAACUGCAGAAAGCUUUAAAGAAUCCUACAGCUAACCUGGGUCUCAUAUUUGAUGUUGGUGCUGUCCGAGCCAAAAGACUGGUUGGUUUAAAUUCUGGUCCUUCAUUAAAAGAAUAUGUCCAUCCAGAUCUAACCAAAGUAGCCGAUAAGACUUCCAAAGCCAUUUCACUGUUUGGUUCCACUGUUGAAUCGUUGUUGAUGCAGUAUGGAAUGAAGAUUAUUGAUGAACAGUUUAUUCUGAACAGAGUUGCAGAUUCAGCCAUUGAUAUUUAUGCAAUGGUCAGCAUUUUAUCUCGUUCAUCAAGGUCUCUGGCUCAGAGACUUCCCUCUGCCCAACAUGAGAGUCUUAUCUGUAAUGUUUUCUGUGAUGAGGCACUUGAAAAUGUGGAGAACAAACUGAAAGCUGCCAGAGACCCAGAAUCUAAGAAAAAUUUCCAGAAAAUGUCAUUGAUAUCACGAGACAUUGUAGAGAGUGGAUGUGUUGCUGCAAAACACCCACUGGGAUUUUGAUGAAGAUUGAACCACUUAAUGAAUCAUUUUUAGUAAACUGUAAUCCCAUUCCCACUUUUUUUUUCCUUUUGUAAUUAACUAAAAAUCUGAUUAAUUGAAUCAAAGAGAAAUCCUAAAUUUAUAUUUCAGAUACACCAAAAAAUGUGGAAUAUUUCCAUUGAUAAAUCUAUGCAUAAACUUACACACAGAACACAUAGAUAUACACAUAAAUAUCAUAUAUGUGUGUACACAUAUACAUAUAUAUAUAAAACAUACAUAAACUCACAUGCAUAUGCAUGCAUAUAUAUAUAUAUAUAUAUAUAUAUAUAUAUAUAUGUGUGUGUGUAUUGUACAACAUGAAUGUUUGAUGAAUUGGGUGUAUAAUUUCAUCUUCUCCUCUGUUUAAACCAGCCUUCUUUUGUCAAUGAUUUCUUCUGACAUCUUAGAUUAUCAGUGAAGCUGCUGUGUUCCCACUACACCAUGGACCAUCAGAAAUAACAGUGUGUGCCCCCAUCACAAAUCUUCAGCAGAAGAUGGCGAGUUUAUUGAAAUUUCUAAAUAUAAUUUUUUAAAAAUUCAAUUUGUACUUUUGUAAAUACAAAAACCAAACUAUUAUUAUUAUUAUCAUUA